Plasmopara halstedii is the source of this 237-nucleotide messenger RNA. RefSeq lists its product as uncharacterized. The record is from RefSeq and is a predicted model, not a curated record. The coding region runs from base 1 to 237 and encodes 78 amino acids. The transcript is spliced from 3 exons. NCBI's taxonomy places the organism in Eukaryota, Oomycota, Peronosporomycetes, Peronosporales, Peronosporaceae.
AUGAGCCACGGCCGCAACUCGAGGGACGUCCCUGUUCACGAGCAAAGGGCUGAGAUUGACGCAAUGAAGAAUUUGAACAGAAUAAAGUUCAGCGACGACCAUAUUCAUAACGGCAGACAAGACUAUAUGUGCAUGUGUUAUCGCUAUUCACAUACCCGCAUGCCCUUGAAUGCUGAAGCACUAACAGUAAUCAGGAUUGAAUACAUGCGUCAAGUGUCAAGUAGACCUGGUGUUUGA